This is a messenger RNA of Metopolophium dirhodum (rose-grain aphid), 2167 nucleotides long. RefSeq names its product major facilitator superfamily domain-containing protein 10 (gene rtet). Gene Ontology annotation, cellular component: brush border membrane. NCBI's taxonomy places the organism in Eukaryota, Metazoa, Arthropoda, Insecta, Hemiptera, Aphididae. The transcript has 9 exons. The record is from RefSeq and is a predicted model, not a curated record. Bases 460 to 1797 code for a protein of 445 amino acids. Gene Ontology annotation, molecular function: transmembrane transporter activity. Gene Ontology annotation, biological process: transmembrane transport.
AUAUGAAAUUUAACUACCUAUAAUUUAUCGAGUUGGGAAUUCUUAGAAAAUGUAAUCGAAAAUGUUGUAAUGUAUUUGUGCAUUUUUCAUAAACAUUGUGUUAAUACUAUUAUUUUUUCUUAUAUUAACGAAACACUUUUCGUAAAAUACAAUUAAAAACUGAUAAACAACUUUCUAGUAUUAAUAGGUACCUAGUAGUAAAGUGAAAGUAGAUAUUUCGUUUUGUACCUGUGGAUUGUGGCACUGGUGUGUAGGUGUAAUUAUCAUUAUGUAACAGGUUUAAAGUCCAUUUUUUUAACUUUUUAUUUUUAUUUUGAGUUACUCGAACAAAAACUUGACAUAAUAAACAACUAUUACAUACACAUACAUAAUACUGCAAUUGUAUUUUGUUACAUCCAAUUAUUCACUUACGCUAACUAUUUAAUGUGAAUUGUAUUAAAACUUGUAUCUAACGUCCAUAUGGCGACAAAAAGCUCACAAAAUGCUACCGGAUAUGUGGUGUUUAUAUCAUUACUAUUUGAUUUACUGGCAUUUACCAUGAUAUUACCACUUUUCCCAUCAUUACUAGACUAUUAUAAACAAAAUGACUCUGGUGGAUUGUAUCAAUGGCUGGAACAACAUAUCAGUGUCUUUCAAAAAACUAUUGGUGUACCAGAUAAGUUUAAUGGAGUUUUAUUUGGCGGUAUACUGGGUUCAUUGUUUUCAUUUUUACAAUUUGCUUCAUCACCUAUUCUCGGUGGAAUAAGCGAUGUUUAUGGACGUAAACCAGUCAUGAUUUUAUGUUUGGUAGGCAUUUUAUCUUCUUACAUAAUAUGGUCAAAAGCAACAACAUUUUCUUUAUUUGUUUGGUCACGUAUUAUUGGUGGUCUCAGUAAAGGCAAUGUUAGUUUAUCAAUGGCUAUUGUUACAGAUGUAUAUGUACCAGAAAAGCGUGGAAGAGGAAUGGCAAUGAUUGGAAUAGCAUUUUCAGUGGGAUUUGUAUUUGGUCCUAUGAUAGGAGCAGGGUAUGCUAAAUGGUCUCAUGGUCAAGAAGGGGCCUGGUUCGUUCAACCUGCUUUACUUGCAGUUGUUUUGACUAUUAUUAAUAUCAUUUUUGUAACUUUCACAUUUAACGAAUCACUUCCAAAAAAAAAUAGAGCUUCUUCAGUUGCUGGAAAAUUGUCUGAAGCAUUUACAUACAUUAAUGUGAUAGAUUUAUUCAAAUUUAAGCUUUUAGAUGGUGUUGUUCCAUCUGAAGAUGUUAAGAAGUUACGCACUUUGGGUACUGUCUAUUUUACUUAUUUAUUCCUAUAUUCUGGUUUAGAAUUUACAUUAACAUUUUUGACCCAUAAUAAAUUUGGAUAUACCUCGAUGCAACAAGGUUGGAUGUUUUUUGGCAUUGGUAUUACCAUGGCUAUCUUACAGGGUGGUUGGGUUCGAAGAAUACCUCCAGCACGUACAGCUAAAACUGCCACUUUGGGACUUUUACUCAUAGCUCCAUCGUUCAUAUGUGUUGGAAUGGCUGAAUCGCCUCCACUUUUUGUUUUUGGUUUAUUUCUUUAUGCCGUUUCUACCUCUAUUGUUGUUCCGUGCAUGACUACAUUAGCAUCACAUUAUGGAUCUAACUCUCAUAAAGGCAAAGCAAUGGGUACAUUCCGUUCUUUAGGUGCUUUAGCUCGAGCUGUUGGACCAGUGUUUGCUUCAAUAUUAUAUUGGUCUAUUGGUCCAAGGAUUACAUAUUGCAUUGGAGGCAUUUUAUUAUUGCUACCCUGGUUUUUGUUAAAGAAAACAUUGAAGGACACGAAGGAAAAAAUAUAAUUUACCUUUGGAUUAUAUUAUUAUUGUUAAUUACCAUAUUUUAAGUAAAAUAAUUUAUUUAUUUAUAUAUGUUGUGAUAUGUGUGCAAAUCAUAGCUAUUAAUAUUACACCCAUUUUGGAAGUAUUAAUUGCUAAUGAAUAACUCAAAUAUAAAUAUUUUAAAUCUAAAUAAGAACACAUCAUCAUCGAAAACAUUUAGAUCAUCAAUUUUAUAAUUAUUAAAUAAUUGUUAUUGUAUCAAAGACUAUUGUGGCAUAUAUAAAUAAAAACUGUAGGAAACUUGUUAAAUUAAUGCUGUUUAAUUUUACUUACUUAGUUUUAAUAAUAAUAAUUUUGAACUGAGUAGUAAUAUUUAUAAUAUUUUAAAUUU